Saccostrea cuccullata (small rock oyster) is the source of this 660-nucleotide messenger RNA. Its product is annotated as ryncolin-4-like. The record is from RefSeq and is a predicted model, not a curated record. NCBI's taxonomy places the organism in Eukaryota, Metazoa, Mollusca, Bivalvia, Ostreida, Ostreidae. Bases 1 to 660 code for a protein of 219 amino acids. The transcript has 4 exons.
AUGCCUAAAGAUUGUAAUGAUCUUUGUGAAGAUGGCCAAACCAGUACAGGGGUGUAUGAUAUAUACCCCUACGGUACCUUAACCAUUCCUGUCAAUGUUUUCUGUGACAUGUCGACAAUGGGCGGGGGAUGGACGGUGAUUCAGAAACGCGUAGACGGAUCUGUGAGCUUUGACAGGAACUUGGAGGAAUAUAAGAAUGGUUUUGGUUCACCGGAACGGAAUGUCUGGGUUGGAAAUGACGUAAUCCAUCAAUUAACAAAAGAAGGUACCUCAUUCCUGUAUGUGACCAUAACUCUACAGAAUGGUACAACGCUUUAUGAAAUGUACGACGGAUUCUCUGUUUCCGAUGAAACAGGAAAAUAUCAACUCUUUCUUGCAGGACCUGCUACGGGGACCUUAGGUGACUCUAUGUUAGACACUGGUGAUUCUAACACAGGUCUGUCUGGAAUGUCAUUCUCCACCCCGGACAGAGAUAAUGACAAAGCUAGUUAUAACUGUGCUACUCUCAGUGCCAUUAGAGGGGGCUGGUGGUAUAACGACUGUCACCGAGCCUUCCUUAACGGUCCCUGGUCCCCGGGGUCCUGGCCCUACCCAUGGUAUCCUGCUGUUACAGAUGGAUCGUUUAUAAGAGGGACUACGAUGAUGAUCAGACGGCACUAG